GAUAACGGUAAAUUCAUUAUACGAGUAACGUGUACAUAAUUAUUCCUUAACUAUUUAUGAAAAGUGACUUAAAUAGUAGAAAAAUAAAAGAAAACUAAGUUUCCCGAGAUGAUUAUCUUGAUGUUUUUUUCAAUAAUUAUUCUUUUCUUUUUGUUAGUGAAAUUAUAUCAAAGGUUAGCGUGUCGCGUAUGUCGUUCAAGUGCUCAUAUGGUAGGUAAAACUGUGAUAAUAACUGGGGGAAAUAGUGGAUUGGGCUUGGAAACUGCCAAAAAUUUAGCAGACCGAGGAGCACGUGUUAUUAUUGCUUGCCGUAGUCUCAAGCGAGGGAGUGAGGCUGCUGAACAAAUUACAAAGGCCACUGGAAAUAAAAACGUUGAAUAUCGCCACCUUGACUUGGCAUCUUUUCGUUCGGUGCGGGAAUUCUGUGAAAACACUCUGAAAAUAGAAAAACGGUUGGACGUUCUAAUAAAUAAUGCUGCAGCCGGUGGUCUCGGAAAUUACAAGACAGAAGAUGGUAACCAUGUGGGAAUGCAAGUAAACUAUUUCGGAACAUUCUUAUUGACAAAUCUUCUCCUGCCUCUUUUAAAGUCAUCCGCUCCUAGCCGAAUUAUAAAUGUAUCAUCCGUUAUUCAUAAAUAUGGUGAAAUGGAUUUUGAAAAUUUGAACAUGGAAAAGUACUGGAGUGAUUAUUUGGUAUAUGCUAAUAGUAAAUUAUACUUAAAUCUAAUGACCUUGGAACUCAGCCGCAGAUUAAAGGGUACGGGUGUCACUGUAAAUGCUUUGCAUCCAGGUGUGGCGGCCACAAAUAUAUUCAGAAAUAUUAAGAGUGAUAUAAUUCGCAACGUUGUUCUUUUACUCUUAAAUUUUCUGUAUAAAAGUGUUUGGGAAGCAUCACAAACAUCUAUUCAUCUUGCUGUAUCACCAGAAGUUCAAAAUGUGAGCGGGCGUUAUUUCAGCAACUGUCAAGAGGACACACCAUCCAAGCUAUCACGAGAUCCACAAGUUGCAGAAAGACUUUGGAAGGAAUCAGAAAAAAUAGUGAAGUGCAGUUUUGAUUUGAGUAGCUAAUGGUUGAAUAUAAGCAAUUAUACAUACAUAAAAGAGUAGAUAUAUGUGAUGUUCUGAUCGUUUGAGCAUUUCAUAUUGGUAUUUUAAUUUUUCAUAUCUUCAACAACUUUUGUUUUUACUUACCUACUAGAUAAAAAAAUCCUGAAAUUUUGUACAAUGUGUUAUUUAAUAAAAGUGUCUUAUGACAUG
This is a messenger RNA of Melitaea cinxia (Glanville fritillary), 1257 nucleotides long. Its product is annotated as retinol dehydrogenase 13-like. The record is from RefSeq and is a predicted model, not a curated record. The transcript has a single exon. NCBI's taxonomy places the organism in Eukaryota, Metazoa, Arthropoda, Insecta, Lepidoptera, Nymphalidae. The coding region runs from base 109 to 1068 and encodes 319 amino acids. Gene Ontology annotation, molecular function: oxidoreductase activity.